CUGGUCUGAAAUUAUUCAAGUUUAAAUAUACUUAACAAAUCUUUAAACUCGAUUUUAUCGGAAACGAAGCUUCAUAUGCAAAAACUUUAUAUUUUUAACUUAUUUUUUCACGAGGAAUCACCCCGUGCUCAGUUGUGCCGCUGUUGUUGGAACAGCCUGUAUUUAUAGUGAUUUUAGAGUAUCAAAAAUUAAUAAACAGGAUAUAAUAUCAGAAACAAUGUAGAUUGAUACAAAUACUAAUGUAAGAAGAUCAGAAUUUUAUUUAAGCAAUUAAAGAUUGUGAUAUAACAUUGUUAUAUAAAUAGGAUAUAGCAAAUGAUAGUGAUCUAUUUAAAGAAUAAAAAAUCAUAAAUAUGGUCGGAGUAAUUUUUGAUUUUUACUCAUAUGUAUAGAAAUUCUCAGAAAUAUGACAUAACUAAACAUGUAUAAUGUGUGUUUGAUGUGCUGACAAAUGGAAAUAAAAUUAUGUUGACUACAAUACUUUAACUGAAUGAUAAAGUAGCUUAAUUGUAUUAUACAUGUAUCAUGGUUCGGCAAAGAUUUCCAAAUAUUAAUGGUGUUAGAAGUGGUAAGCAUUUUGUAUUAACUCUUGUUACGGGUAUAAUUUUUGGAUUUAUCUCAGCGUACCUUUUAAUAACAUCUACAAAAAAUGUGCCAUAUAUAUUUAAUUGGUUUUCUGGUGGUCUUAUGCUUUCAAGAGAUCCACACCAUUAUUCAGACUUGGAGUCAGAGAUUGGGCCAGAGAUAGAGGUAAAAUUUCAUGGUAAAGAUGAAGAUUUUCAUAAAGAUGAAGACAAAGUUGCGCAAGAACUUGCGAAGAAAGUACGUGUUCUUUGUUGGAUCAUGACUGGUCCAAAAAAUCACCAAAGUAAAGCACAGCAUGUGAAAGCAACAUGGGGCAAACGUUGCAAUAUUCUUUUGUUUAUGAGCUCUGCUGAAGAUGCAAAUUUACCCACAAUUGUUUUACCAGUAAAAGAAGGGAGAGAUAACUUGUGGGCAAAAACCAAAGAAGCUUUCAAAUAUGCUUAUGAAAAGUACAAAGAUGAAGUUGAUUGGUUUAUGAAAGCUGAUGAUGAUACAUAUGUGGUGGUUGAAAAUUUACGAUAUAUGCUGUCAUCUUAUGAUCAAAAUUCGCCAUUAUAUUUUGGCUGUAGAUUUAAACCGUUUGUGAAACAAGGAUAUAUGAGCGGUGGUGCAGGAUAUGUACUUAGCAAGGAAGGUUUACGUAAGUUUGUAGAGGAGGCUUUGCCUGAUCAAACAAAAUGUCGAUCAGAUAAUGGAGGUGCAGAAGAUGUGGAAAUGGGAAAGUGUUUGGAAAAAGUAAAUGUCAAAGCAAUGGACACUCGGGAUCCACAUGGUCGCGGAAGAUUCUUCCCUUUUGUACCAGAGCAUCAUUUAAUUCCUAACCACGUAGAUAAGAAUUUCUGGUACUGGAAAUAUAUUUAUUAUGAUACCAAAGAUGGCCUCAAUUGUUGUUCUGAUAGCGCAAUUUCGUUUCACUAUGUAUCGCCCAAUAUGAUGUAUGUUCUCGAGUACUUAAUUUACCACUUAAGACCGUAUGGUAUUACACACGGUGUGGAAAAACUUACUACAGAUCAAUCAACCACCAUAUCGACUAAAUACUAGUCUACAUAUUAUUCCUAAUUGAAAUAUGAAAAGAAUAAUUCUGUUCUUUAUAAAUUUCCAAACGAACAUUAUCAAACUAGAAAAAAAUAUUUUGGAUCUUAAUAAAUCAGGAAAAACUGAGAUUUUGCAACAUAAAAAUUUUUUCCCACAAAUUAAUGGUUAUGUUAAAUAUUCAAGAUACAUUUUUGUUCAAUUAUUUUAAAUUUUGGAAAUUCUAGGUAUGACGCAUUUAAAUUUGUCAUUAAUUCAAUCAAGUGAUAAUAUUUUUCCCUUAUUUUGUAUGAGUAUAACUAGUCUAUUCGGGUCAACGAAUUAGAUGUUAAUAUAUUCAUUGAAAGAUAAAAUUUGUGAUAUAUAUAUAAAAUGUUUCGUAAUAUAUAUAAUGUUUAUACAUACCUAUAUGUAACGAUGAGAAAUUUAUAAUUUCAUCGCAAGUGCAAGACAGGGUGUACUCUGUUCUACAAAUAAAUGUUACAAGCACAUUAGAAAUAUUGUUAAUUAUUAACAUUAUCAAUUAUUGGUAUUUUUUAUUAUUUAGUCUUGAUAAUAUCGCUGUACACAUAUGAAUUUAUACAAGAAAAUCUAGCGUAAUUUCAACCAAAUAUAUAAUUAGCUGAUGAAA
Messenger RNA from Bombus impatiens (common eastern bumble bee), 2248 nucleotides. It is a transcript of the gene C1GalTA, whose product is annotated as glycoprotein-N-acetylgalactosamine 3-beta-galactosyltransferase 1. The transcript has 7 exons. The coding region runs from base 526 to 1626 and encodes 366 amino acids. NCBI's taxonomy places the organism in Eukaryota, Metazoa, Arthropoda, Insecta, Hymenoptera, Apidae. The record is from RefSeq and is a predicted model, not a curated record. Gene Ontology annotation, molecular function: N-acetylgalactosaminide beta-1,3-galactosyltransferase activity. Gene Ontology annotation, cellular component: membrane.